AUGAACGGUGAUGAGAAAACAGAUCGUCAUCAAAUGGAUGUCAUUUAUCCUGAUAUGAAUUAUAUUUUCUUCAAAGGUGUACCGAAAUUGAUACAGGUAGCAGAUGACAUGCACCGGAUGACUGAUUAUAUAAUGGAUCUACGCAAUAUGACCAUCGGAUUUGUAUGCUUCUCGUUUAUGGGAGCACUGAUAUUUCUUUUUCUGCGACAAAUACAAAAACGCAGUACUACUGAUAUGCACGAACGGAUGAUUAUGUCUAAACAUCUUGAGGACCAAAGAAAGUCGAUGGAAUCGCUUGGUGGUACUUGUAGAAAAUAUUCCGAACCUUGCCAUGGUCCAGCAAGGAAAACCUCGGCAUUCAAGCUUUUUCCAUAUAGUUCCCUCUAG
Messenger RNA from Acanthocheilonema viteae, 387 nucleotides. NCBI's taxonomy places the organism in Eukaryota, Metazoa, Nematoda, Chromadorea, Rhabditida, Onchocercidae. The record is from the annotation of a GenBank genome assembly.